UUAAACCGCCUUAAUCCAAAAAUGUAGUCCGUAUGCAACUUAUCACGAUUCCAUGUCAACCAUAACAACCGGAUAUUUAUAUGUUAGAAAGCUGACAGUUUAGUCCUUAUUAUUUAUGCAUGCUAUAUUCUCUCUCUUCUCUUCCUCAAAUUUCUUGCCAUUUUUUUUUUCUGUGAUCAUCACUUUCCUUUCCUCCGUUCACCUCUCUACGCUUCUUCUCUGAGCUAUUCAAAAUCAUGGAAACCCUAACUAUGUCUUCUGCAACUGCAAUUCUCAAUUCUUCAUCUUCUCCCUCUUCUCCUCUCUCCAUCUUCUCCCCUAAACAACAAUCUUCUCGGCCUAAUCUACUUCGUCUUCCUCUCGCUUCCAAAGGGAGGAAUGAUGAAUCUGAUCUUCAAUCAGAGUCCAAUGAGCUGCGGAUUGUUCCCGUCGUUGAUAAUCGCAGCCUUUCUCUCUCUCCUCUUUCCAAGGAUACUGCAAUGGGAUUGGUAUUAAGUGCUGCCACUGGCAAAGGGUGGACAACGGGAUCAGGGAUGGAAGGCCCCCCUGAGUCUGCUGGUGAUGCUGAAUCAAGUGCAGCAAAGAUCUCCACUUUCCCCUGGUCUCUCUUUACAAAAUCACCUAGGCGGAGAAUGCUUAUUGCCUUCACCUGUAACAUUUGUAGCCAGCGAACAACUCGUGCCAUCAAUCCUCAUGCAUAUACUGAUGGUACUGUCUUUGUUCAGUGUUGUGGCUGCAAUGCAUAUCACAAACUUGUUGAUAAUCUGAAUUUAUUUGAUGGUAUGAAAUGCUAUAUAAAUUCAAGCUUCAAAUAUGGAGGCAAUGAAGCCGAUGUUAAUUUUGACUAUCGGGAUAUUGACGAUGGCAGUGAUGGAUUCUGUGGAAUAUAAAGCAAUGGGACAUAUGCUACUAUAGAGUAUGUACAUUCUGCAUCUAUGUAUCUGAAUCUCAAUAGUUGUAACAUAGGUUUAUUGUACUUGUGAACAUUUUCUGUUAAAUUAUCUACUGUGUCCAUAUAGCUCAAUAAAAUCUUUAAGUUUAACUGGAGUUGAGAAUGAGUCAUUCGUACUAAAUUGGAUUAGAUUUAGUUGCCUUUGUAUGUUAUACUGCAGCUCGGUUAUUUCCAUGUACUAGAGUUCUUGAGUAUGCAUUCAGUUUGGGCUUCAUUUUUUA
This is a messenger RNA of Chenopodium quinoa (quinoa), 1173 nucleotides long. RefSeq lists its product as uncharacterized. Lineage: Eukaryota; Viridiplantae; Streptophyta; Magnoliopsida; Caryophyllales; Amaranthaceae. The record is from RefSeq and is a predicted model, not a curated record. Gene Ontology annotation, cellular component: mitochondrion. Gene Ontology annotation, biological process: protein folding; protein import into mitochondrial matrix; protein stabilization. Gene Ontology annotation, molecular function: zinc ion binding; protein-folding chaperone binding. Bases 237 to 890 code for a protein of 217 amino acids. The transcript is spliced from 4 exons.